This is a messenger RNA of Auanema sp. JU1783, 930 nucleotides long. The record is from the annotation of a GenBank genome assembly. NCBI's taxonomy places the organism in Eukaryota, Metazoa, Nematoda, Chromadorea, Rhabditida, Rhabditidae.
AUGAUGACUAUGAUGGAUCCACAAGAAUUAAAACCUAUGGAAUAUCAAUUAUGGCCUGGAAUGGGAUUCCCAACAACAGCAGCUAUGGCUCCAGGAGCCAGUCACACAUCUCAACAACUUACUAAUCAAGCUGCCAGCUCAGCUAGUAAUGAUGAUCUCGAUGCACCAGAUUCACCAGAUUCUGGAAAGGAUGGAAAGAAGAAUGAUGACAGAGUGAAAAGGCCGAUGAAUGCUUUCAUGGUAUGGAGUCGUGGUCAGAGACGUAAAAUGGCUCAGGAAAAUCCAAAAAUGCACAACUCUGAAAUCUCGAAACGUCUCGGAACUGAAUGGAAAUUACUAAGUGAAAAUGAGAAAAGGCCAUUUAUCGAUGAAGCUAAAAGACUACGAGCCAUUCACAUGAAGGAGCAUCCCGAUUACAAAUACAGACCUCGCCGUAAGACCAAAGCUCUUCAAAAGAAACCACCUAUGAUGGGAGCCUUUGCACUCGACCCUAUUAAGCAACAGGUGUAUAACCCCAUGCCAACCUGGAACAAUGGCCGUUAUUACGAUCCCACAGCCGCUUACAAUACCUUAUACAGUAAUGGCUUUGACAUGAUGUCUCAGAUGCCAUAUCUGAAUACCACUGGAGCCAAUACAGCCACCACAAAUGCAGGUGGACAGUCACCUAGCCAAUAUUCUCAUUCAUCUCCUCUCACAUCUCAAUAUCCCAACUACCUCACACCAGCUAGUACGGUGAAACCAGAAUCAGAGGCUUCACCCGAAGGCUUAACCGAUUCAUCGGCGUUUGAUCCAACACGUGUGGUACAAGAUCCAUUCAAAGAUCCCAUGACAGCAUACAUGUAUUCUAAUCCUUUGGCUACUUAUUCCCUCGAAACUAUGGGCUUAACACCACAGCAACUGAACGGAGCACUUCCUCAUGUACCAUCAUAA